UCGACAGGGCUUGUUGGGGCAAAAGCUCGUCAUCAAGAUGAGGUGGUUUAAAGUCCUUGCUUUUCUUUCAAUUUUGGCCUCUUUGAAUCCAGUCUGUUGUGAUAUUUAUAUGCACAAUCCUAGAGGAUCAAAUAAUCGCUUGAGAUCAGCAGGCGUGAACCGACAAAACAACAAUCGAAUGUUUGAUUCUCAGAACAAUGCCAAAGGUGGUUAUAAUGUUGGCGAAAAGGGUGCUUAUCCAAAUCAUCACGAACAUAUGCAGUAUCACAUGAAAUAUUUAAUGAGCGGUACAAAGGGGAAAGGUUCGACGUAUUUGAACAUCGAGUGGACGAACCAACACGGCUGCGGUGAUGGUGACCUUAAUUGUCAGAUUGUUUUACAAUACAUGUGUCAGAAGCAUAAAGAUGAAGAUAUUGGAAAAAAUCACAUUCCCGAAAGAAAGAGAAACGGCAUUACUGAAGCUACACCACUCUAUCGACCUCACAAUCCAUUUCAAUAUAAAUGGCAGAAAGAUAGAGAAGAACGGAUUCAUUCACAGCACAGUAAUUAUGGGCUUAAUGAGCCUUGGAAUUGGUAUGACAAAUGCAAAAAAAGAUCUCGCAAUCGUGGUUUGUUUACAGCAGAUCAAAAUGUUAAAGAUAAGAUAGGAAGUACGUCGACAAGGCAAAAUCCGAACGGCCAACGAAGUGGCUACGAGUGUCCCGAGGAACGAGAUUAUUACCCAUACUGGCAUCCCAGUGACUGGGUUGAUAUCGCAGUAUUAGUGGACAAAAAAUCUGACUGUCCAUACUACCAGAGAGAAAGUUUCAAUGUUAAAGAAAAAGGAGAAUGCAUGGAGAGGUAUGAAAAAGACCGUGGAAAUUACAAACACGAUUCGAAGCACAAUAACAGGCAGGAUUGCGCGAGUCAUGGCGGGCUUUGGGUGAACUUUCACAACUAUUUGGAGAAGAUGACGCAAUACACAGACGAAGGCAGUUGUUCCCGAGCAGGUUAUAAGUGGGGCUAUGGUUAUCGCUCGGAGGACUUUGAAGAUAUGAGGAAGUUUUGUUUUGUCCCUCUUGAAAAGCCCGAAUGUGAGUUGGCUCCAUAUUCCCGUUCUAAUCACCUUGGAAACGGUGCUGGUAUCACGCCAUUGACCUACAAGUGGAAAUUACCAAACUUUCCAUCGAAAGAAGAGCAAAGAUGCUUUCUUCGUAUCAGGUACAACAUCUCGACGAACGAUCCUCUCAAUAAAAUAACGCAAAACCCAACUGUGGAAUUUUUAAACAAGCUCCCAUUGCGGUUGGCAAUAAACACAGCACAAUUCGGGCGAACAUUUCAAGAUCGGUCACAUAUGUUCUUAUUGACGUCACGUGAUAAGAACGGCGUAUCAAAUGAUGUCAACAUUCAUAAUGUUAACAUUCGUGGGAAAAGAGGAAAUAUCGUUCAAACUUACCCAGCCGUUGAGUAUGAUUUUGUCCCAAAGAGAUUGACGGUACCAACAAACGAUGCCAUUCACGUCCAGUGGACAGGUUCCAACAGCAAUCCGGGCGGCAAUGACGGACAAGGAAAAGCAGGAACAGACAAAAAUAAUCUCGUGGAAAUGUAUUACGCACCCUACAGUGUCCCAAUCAGUUCGCGCAUGCUCCAAAGCGCAAAUAUCCUUCACAAUUUCGUUGGGGGAUCCAAAAAGUUCGUAGACGUCGAAGCAAGUCUAGCCUCAGCUGGUUACUACAAAACUUCGAAAAAUGCUGUCGAUAAGGCUCCGCGUCAGUUAGAUGACGAGUUGAACAACGCCAGUCCAUCGUUCGCUGAUCAGUUAAGAUUAUCUGAAGUCCAAAAUUCCAAAAGUCCAGAUUGUACAACCCAUAUAAUCUUUUUAUAA
Molecule: messenger RNA, 1864 nt
Organism: Dendronephthya gigantea
Lineage: Eukaryota; Metazoa; Cnidaria; Anthozoa; Malacalcyonacea; Nephtheidae
Product: protein DD3-3-like
Exons: 11
Coding region: 38-1864 (608 amino acids)
Source: RefSeq, a predicted model, not a curated record